Molecule: messenger RNA, 1025 nt
Organism: Gymnodraco acuticeps
Lineage: Eukaryota; Metazoa; Chordata; Actinopteri; Perciformes; Bathydraconidae
Product: probable serine/threonine-protein kinase samkC
Exons: 3
Coding region: 24-1025 (333 amino acids)
Source: RefSeq, a predicted model, not a curated record
UUGGUUUCAGUUUUACAACAAAAAUGUAUUUUGGAUUGUGUGUGAGAGUUCUUGUGAUCUCACUCUUGAUUUUUGGGCAGCAAGCAAAGGCACUCAGCUACAGAAGUGGAGGCUCCAGUGGCAUUACACCUCACUUUGAUUUUUCAAGAAGCCUUAAACCUGCUUCCACUUCCAGUGAUGAUAGUUCAGCACAGCCUGAGAGGGUUUUGGGUAGUUAUUCACCCUUUCAUGCUGAUGGGGCUUUAUCUGAGACUCUGAAGCCAGCUGCUGCACCAAGUGCAGGAGGUUAUAGUGGCUCUCAUGGAAGGCAAGUAGAUGGUUACAGUCCUGAGGGAAGUGUUUCUAGUUACGGGCCAAGCCAACCAAUAAUUCGUAAGCCAAACCAACUACCUCAAGCUAACCCUAGUGCAAAUGGUGUCAUUCCAAGCAAAGCUGCCCCGUGGGCUUUCCCUUUGUCCCAUAAUCCAAACUCUUUUCAGUCUGGUAUUGCUUCAAGUUCUGCAAUUGUGAUGCACUCUGGUCCCUACUCCAAGCCCCAGAAGCCCAAAAACCUUCCAAAGCCCCAGCAGGCCGGUUACAAGCCUAAGCCCCACCAGCCCAAACCUCAGCCCAACCCUUCAAUACCCCUGCAGCCUAAGCCCCACCAGCCCAAACCUCAGCCCAACCCUUCAAAUCCCCUGCAGUCUUGGUACCAGCCCAAACCCCAGCAGACCAAGCCCAACCAGCCCUCCUACCCUUCAAGUCCUCUGCAAGCCAAGCCCUACCAGCCUUCAAAUCCUCAGCAGGCCAAGCCCUACCAGCCUUCAUACCCUUCAAAUCCUCAGCAGGCCGAUCCCCUGCAAGGGGUGCUCCAAAGUAAAGCUGGCAUGUGGGACUUUCCUUCCCAAGGAAGUGUUGCUUCUGGCUCUAAUGUGCAGCCCACUGACUCAAACUCGCACUUGAAAGUUGACCCAAGAAGUUUGAGAGAAAUUCCAAUGCCAUUCCCGUACCAGCCCAGGUGGCCGCAGCAACUGCUGCCAGUGUAG